This is a messenger RNA of Artibeus jamaicensis (Jamaican fruit-eating bat), 1014 nucleotides long. It is a transcript of the gene SLX1A, whose product is annotated as SLX1 homolog A, structure-specific endonuclease subunit. The record is from RefSeq and is a predicted model, not a curated record. The transcript has 6 exons. Gene Ontology annotation, molecular function: crossover junction DNA endonuclease activity; 5'-flap endonuclease activity. NCBI's taxonomy places the organism in Eukaryota, Metazoa, Chordata, Mammalia, Chiroptera, Phyllostomidae. Gene Ontology annotation, biological process: double-strand break repair via homologous recombination. Gene Ontology annotation, cellular component: Slx1-Slx4 complex. Bases 96 to 917 code for a protein of 273 amino acids.
CUUGAUGGGACCCGCGGGAGGAGCGACAAGGCCCGGCCGCUUCUUCGGCGUCUACCUGCUCUAUUGCCUGAACCCUCGGCACCGGGGCCGCGUCUAUGUGGGGUUCACCGUCAACCCUGCUCGUCGGGUCCAGCAGCACAACGGGGGCCGCAAAAAAGGCGGGGCUUGGCGGACCAGCGGGCGCGGGCCCUGGACUGACAGAGAACUGUGACGAGGGAAUUGGGCAGGACACAGAAGGGGGCAAGGGGCUCACAGGCCGCGCCCUUAUUCUGUUCCCCAGGGAGAUGGUGCUCAUCGUGCACGGCUUCCCUUCCUCCGUGGCCGCCCUUCGGUUUGAGUGGGCCUGGCAGCACCCUCACGCCUCGCGCCGCCUGGCACACGUGGCUCCACGCCUGCGCAGUGAGGGAGCCUUCGCUUUCCACCUGCGCGUGUUGGCGCACAUGCUGCGCGCGCCGCCCUGGGCGCGCCUCCCGCUCACCCUGCGCUGGCUGCGCGCUGAUUUCUGCCAGGAGCUCUGCCCACCACCGCCGCCACACGUGCCGCUAGCCUUCGGGCCUCUGUCACCUGGAGUUUUGGCCUCCAAGCGCAAGACCAAUCUCUUUGCUGACACGGAGCCCCAGCCAGAGCAGAAUGCUGAGGCCCCCUGCACCCUUUGCGCGCGUGCACUCCAGGAUGAAGAAGGCCCCUUGUGUUGCCCCCACGCUGGCUGUUCCCUAAGGGCCCACAUGAUCUGCCUGGCACAGGAGUUCCUGCAAGAGGAGCCAGGGCAGCUUCUGCCCCUAGAGGGCCAGUGCCCUGGCUGUAAGAAUUCGCUGCUGUGGGGAGACCUGGUCUGGCUGUGCCGGAUGGGCACUGAGGAGGAAGAGGAGGACUUGGAAUUAGAAGAGGAACACUGGACAGACAUGCUGGAGAUCUGAUCCUCAGCAUCCCCGCCCCUCCACCCGUUCCUUUUCUGUGACACUUCCUUUUGGUGUGGGCAGUUUUUACUUGAGUACAAUAAAAAGUUUGAGUUAA